AGGCUCCCGCCCGACUGGCCUGGCGAACACGUCAUUCGGAUGCUCGCUCAGAUGGCCGUUCCAUUGUUCAUUUUUGCCGCAACCGUCUGCCGCUUUGUCGAAGAUCCGGUGUGGUCUGACCCCGCCGGUCAGCUCGAGAAAGUUUUACAGUAUCAGCGGAAGACCCAUGAUUCCGAGCUUGACAAACUCGACGCGACAUAUCUCCCAAUUCUCAACCAGCUCACUGCCGGGCGUGCUGAGCCACAGAGGGGCCGCUUAUUAGCCGAGUUCCGGGAUGUUGUUGGCCCUAUUGUUCUCCUCGCCCAACCGCUCUCAGUGUCGUCGCUCGCACGACUUCUCAUCAUCUCUCCUAAAGCUAUAUAUGGCAGGCUCAACUCUCUCCACUCGGUCCUGAGAAUUUCCCCGGAAAUAGAUGCUCCUGUCAGACUCUUUCACCUGUCUUUCCGCGACUUCCUUUUCGAUCCAACCAAGCGUGCUGAGGAGUUUUGGAUCGACGAGAUACAACAUCACCGAACGCUUGUGGAUAGAUGUAUUCAACUUAUGCGCCAACACCUUAAGAGAGACAUCUGCGGUCUGCAAGUGCCGGGGAAACCGCGCUCGGAAAUCGACCAACGAACCGUCGACGCCGCUCUGCCACCCGAAGUCCAGUACGCAUGUCAGUACUGGGUCCACCACUGGAAGGAGAGCAAAGGCAUUGUACGGGAUGACGGCCCGGUCCACAGUUUAUUGAAGAGCCAUCUUCUUUACUGGCUUGAAGCGCUC
Molecule: messenger RNA, 762 nt
Organism: Canariomyces notabilis
Lineage: Eukaryota; Fungi; Ascomycota; Sordariomycetes; Sordariales; Chaetomiaceae
Product: WD domain-containing protein
Exons: 1
Source: RefSeq, a predicted model, not a curated record